AUGUUAGCUGUGGUUGUCGCCUCUAUUUUCAGAAGUAUGAAAAUAUUAGUAUUUUAUUGUACAUUCGUUCUGGUAUCGCUUUAUGCUUUGUCAGUCUUAUCAAUAAAAUGUUAUGUGUGUAAAGAGCCGGAUUUAAAAUGUCGUGAUCCAUUUCAAAAUGAUACAAUAUUUUUAAAAGAUUGUGCACAAGUUGGAAUGGCAAAUGCAACAAUGUGUAGAAAAUACAUGUGGGAAAUUGGUGAUGGUGUUACUUAUUUUCAACGUGGAUGUGCUGUACAUGGGCGAGUUAGUAGAAAACAAGGAAGAGGUUGUAUUGAGAGAAUAGGUACGGACAUGGAAGACAAGAAUGUGUCGGAGUGUUUUGUGUUGUUUCUGUCAUUUUUAUGCUUGGGCGUACUUCAAGCAUAUAGUUAUCCGUUAGAAUGUGCUCGUGGUUCAGAGUAUUGGUGUAAAAAUCGUGAACAAGCUCUGGAAUGCGGAGCAUUAAAACAUUGUGAACAAACUGUAUGGCGAGAACUAAAACCAGCAGUUCCAGUGAAUACACCUAAAAUGUUGUGUAGUGUAUUAGUGCGUGCGAUGAACGAUUUAUACUAUCAGAAUGGAAAACACAAUCCGAUAGAAAUAAAACAAUUUCUAAAACAAGAUUGUACCAAGUUAACCGGAAAUGAUAUUCAAGAGCAAUGUGUUACAGCUGUUGAUUUAUAUUCGGCCGAUAUUUAUCGUCAUAUUGUUGCUAAAACUGAAUUAUCAAAAAUUUGUGCCUAUAUUCAAGGUCACGAUAGUCCAUCAUCAGCAAUUGUUAUUCCACCUUUAGCAUCUGCCAAUAGUACAUGUGUUAUGUGUGAAUUUGUCAUUCAUGUUUUACAAGAAUUUAUAUCAGAAAAUUCUUCAGAAAGUGAAGUUGAAAAAUGGUUAGAAUAUGUUUGUCAAAUAAUGCCUUCGACUAUUCGUUCGGAAUGUCGAUCAUUCAUCGAAUCCUAUGGACCGGCAGUGGUCAGUGUACUCGUCCGUGAUUUUGAUCCAGCCACUGUUUGUAAAAAAAUAAAAGUAUGUGUGUCAGAAGUAGCAGUGCAACAAUUGACAAAUCCUUCUAAACUCGCAGUACAAGAUACAGUACCAUGCACGCUAUGUAAAUUUGUUGUGACCUAUUUGGAGACCACACUCGUCGAUAACAAGACAGAAGAAGCUGUCAUUUCAGCAUUAGAAAAAGUUUGCCAAGCUCUAGAACCAAAAGAUCGUAUUCCGUGUUUGCUGUUCGUUACUGUGUAUGGUCCAAAAUUAGAAGAAUUAUUACUCACAUUUGUUACACCUGAAGAGCUGACGGAUUUUAUUCGAUUCUCAUUUUAUUUAGCUCUAAACGAAAAGUAUUCAUCCCACAAAUAUAUCACUAUUGAACGUAAACUACAAUCAAUGCCAACUGAUAAAAAUUUAGAUUGCGUAUUAUGUCGUUAUGUUCUCACCUAUCUCGAUACUGUAUUAGAAGAAAAUAAAUCUGCUGAAGCCUUUGUAAAAGCUCUUGAGCUAGUUUGUUCAAUAUUAUCGGAUAAAAUGAGACAACAAUGUGAUUCGUUCGUUCACAUCUAUGGUCCAAUUUUGCCAGAAUUAAUAGCCGAAUUAGAUGAUCCAAACGUUGUUUGUCAUUGGUUAAAUUUAUGCAGCGACAAUAGUGUCUCAUCUUCAGUCGUUGUACCACCCUCUCCACUAUCAGUCGCGGAUGCAGAAUGUAUACUGUGUAAAUAUGUCAUCACUUAUUUGGACGCUGUAUUAAAAAAUAAUAAAUCGGAAGCAGCUAUUGUUGAUGCUUUGGAUAAAGUUUGUACCAUAUUACCGGAUAAAACAAAACAUCAAUGUGAAAUCUUUGUUAAAGCGUACGGACCAUUAUUAGCACAACUCAUUGCAGAGUUUGCAGAUCCAGCCACAGUAUGUCAAUAUUUGGGAUUAUGUCAAAAGAUUGAUAAUGAUCAAUAUCAUCUUAUACCGGUGAAAAAAUAG
Molecule: messenger RNA, 1992 nt
Organism: Didymodactylos carnosus
Lineage: Eukaryota; Metazoa; Rotifera; Eurotatoria; Philodinida; Philodinidae
Source: the annotation of a GenBank genome assembly